Galendromus occidentalis (western predatory mite) is the source of this 4403-nucleotide messenger RNA. Its product is annotated as mediator of RNA polymerase II transcription subunit 14. Gene Ontology annotation, cellular component: core mediator complex; mediator complex. Bases 127 to 4329 code for a protein of 1400 amino acids. The record is from RefSeq and is a predicted model, not a curated record. The transcript is spliced from 4 exons. Gene Ontology annotation, biological process: regulation of transcription by RNA polymerase II. Gene Ontology annotation, molecular function: transcription coregulator activity. Lineage: Eukaryota; Metazoa; Arthropoda; Arachnida; Mesostigmata; Phytoseiidae.
AGGAUUCCGCGCACGGGAAGCUGCGGUCCGGCUACGAUUCCGCUGGGCCGGCUUAUCGACUUCGUUCUCCAGAAGACCUAUCACGAGCUGACAGUUCUGGCUGAAUUGCUCCCGAGAAAAUCGGAUAUGGAUCGGAAAAUCGAGAUCACGGGUUUUGCCCACAGCACUCGUCUACUCUUCAUUCGACUUCUAGCCUUGGUGAAGUGGGCCGCGAGCGCGGGGAAAGUCGAAAAAUGUGCGAGCAUUGUCAACUUCCUGGACAAGCAGAGCAUGCUGUUCAUUGAAACGGCUGACAUGUUCGCCAUGCUGUCUCGCGACACGUUGGUGCAAGCGAGGCUACCCAGUUUCCACAUCCCCUGUGCGGCCGAAAUACUUACCACAGGAACAUAUUCAAGAUUGCCCAACUGCAUUAGGGACAAGAUCAUCCCGCCCGAUCCCAUUUCCGCCGAGAAGAAGAAAUGUGUUCUCGAACGACUGAAUCGCAUCAUACAGUACAAGCUCGUAACCACCGACUUACCGCCAUACAUGCAGUGUUUGGAGAUCAAGCGAGGCCGUGUAUUAUUUCGUGUUGAGAAUGAAUUCGAAGUUUCGCUCACUCUCAUGGGCGACGGGCCGCAAGUUCCGUGGAGACUCUUGGACAUGAGUUUCUUGGUCGAGGAUGUAUCAGCCUGGGAUUGUAGUAAAUCUCUGGUGCAUCCUUUGCAGAUUUCUUACAUCCAUCAGCUUGUGCAGUCCCACAUUUGUGAUGAUCCGAGACCUCUUGACGCCAUGUUUGAGUGUUUGCACUUCUUCUCUUUGAGUCUGCAACUGGAAGUACUGCACACGCAAACGGUUCGUUUGUGCCGAGAGCGUUUUGGGGACUCCGUCCGGAUCGAUGAGUACACUCCAGGCGCCACGCUGAAACUGAAUUUCUGGAGUCGACAUCUGCUUGACCACCAGCAACAACCCUUCUCUCUGGUGAUUCAUUUAAAUGAAGAGGAUCCGUGCAAACCUCUCCAGGUGACUCAUGUGCCCGACCUUAGAGAAGAGAAAGAGCUGAGUUGCAUCGAGCCCAAUAGCGGGUUUCUCUCAAUUGAGCGGCUUUUGAUCCAGACGAUACACAUACGUUCAAGGCAGAGACUUUCGAUCUUGAGAGACAACUAUUUUAGAGAGCUCUUGCCAUCAGACUUCGAAUGUACGCUCGGCUUGAGCCCAGCCUUGCUCCAAAUCCCUCUUGUGCAUCCAUGUUCGCCAUCAGAGAAACUCGUACUCACUGUUGAUACGCACACGGGAUACGUGCAAGCGUUCGUACCCCAAUACGACGAAGUCAAAGAUGAUGAGGAGCGACCGCCGAUGAUAGUGGAACUUCAAGAAAUCGUGAACGCUCUAGCUAAAGAUCCGAAAGCUGGCGGCAACCUGAGGAGUCGUCUCGCGUCGACGGUUCUGAAUUUGAGGCUCUGGAUCAUUCUGAAGCGUUGUAAGCGGUCUCUCCAACACCUCCCGGUGCUCGCUAUGGAACACAACCCGGUGAUGGCGGCCAUUCCAGACGGCCAUCCACUGAACAGGAUGGGGAAGUUCACUCUGUACGUGAAGCUCUGCAAACACAUCCAUUAUUACGUUGUGAUCGAGCUGCAAGCAGCUUCACCGUCGGACCAUGUUCACUUCAAAUACUACCUUAUGAGCGUUACAGAGGAUAAUCGGCUGAGCACUUUCAAUACCCUCGAUAAAUGCCAGGCUCAUGCAGGUCUUUCCAUAGAUUCAGAUUUUCUGGCGUCAUCGGGUAAGGAGCAAAGGAAGAGGCCGUCAUCGUUCCGAGCCGCCGUUGGAGGCGGACAUCGUUCUCCGAAGAAGCCGCGUUUCUCAGGGUAUCCUCUGAGCGAGGUGGUUAGCGUUGUCGCCGCCUGUGACGAUAGGCUGCCAUUCAGCUCACUCACUCGGGAGCUAGGUCUCCGGGGAAUUUGUCACCGAGGCGUCAGUCAACGAAUGGGAGGCGCGGAUUUGUGUGUGAAAAUUGCUCAGAUGCCGGCUUACGGCGUAGGUGGUGACAUUCCUGUCGAUUUGGUCGAAGAGCUGCGGCGCUGCCUGCUCAGCUGCACCUUCCGUUUACAAACGAAGGCGAAUUGGCAAUGUGAGCUCAUCUUCCAUGAUUGCCCGCUCAUAACGCAGGAAGAGCGAAAUGCAACCCGAGUGAUUCAUUUGAACUAUGAUUUCAGCCAUAGCAAUACUGGCUCUGUGGUGGACGAAUGGCUGGCGGAUUGGCUGAUGAUAGGCAAACUGUACAAAGUUGUAUUGAAAUUCGAGGCUGAUUUGAAAAAAGACGCCUAUGCUGCAUUGGUAGAAACUUUUGAGGUUCGAUCCUUUUCUUACCAGCGUCUCACGAUCGCUUAUGGAUCGGAGAGAACAACGGUGAAUUACACUGUGACGGUUUAUCUGGAGGAAAGCAGAUUUCGACUCGUCUUCGGCGUGGAUGGACCAGCCUCUGCGAUGAACCCUCAUUCGAUUAUCGCACAUCAGCUGUCCGAUGACUUCAAUCGGCACCAGUCGGUAGUUGAACUCCUCCAAACUCUGAGAGACACUCAUCGACCUUUGCUGUCACUGUCUCGCUUGCCGAGUGUCCCGCAGCUGGGCGUCAUUAAUUCUAGACCGCAGGUUCCUGUUCUAACAUUCAUGAUCAUACCUCAAUCAUCGGUGUGUUUCCGGCUCGUCUAUCGAGCCUGUUGCUGUUUAGAGAUUCAAUGCCGAAGAGGUGCUGGCUGCGUUAUAAUACGGGACGGCGCGUUCAGCCAUUUUGACGAGAGUCGUCACGUGGAAGACUUUCUUGAAAUCCCAGCUCUACGAGCGUUUCUCAGCAAGUUUUCAUCGAGUAACGAGGUGAAGAAGGAGGAGUCUGAUCCCCACCUUCCUGCAGUGCCUCUCCUCCCGGAAGGUGUCGCGCCGUUUCCGUCACCGACGGCAGCUAAGACGGGCUCGCCAGCGAGCGCACGAUCUCUAGGUGGCGGUUGCUGCGACGACAGUCUCAUCCCACCACGGUCCUCGCAGCACCAAACGGUUGGGCCGCCGUCUCUCGCGGCAGCUUCUCCUCAUCCCUCUCCGGCUACGUUUGGCGGAAGUACGGCCUCCCCGAACCCGUCAUUUGGACCGACGGUCGUUGUCAGUACGCAAUCCGCCCUUGCGCCGACUUCACCGCUGGCAGCACCGCUACCCUCUUCACCAUACUCUGCCCAGCAGCCGAACCUGUCGCCUUAUAUGACUUCUUCUUCACCAUCUCCUUCUGCUGCUGCUUCGAAUCCAUCGAGCUUGCCUGGACCCUCUUCGAACGAUCCCACCUCGCCGGCGUUCCCGAUCCUCUCCGCGUCACCGGCUAACUCCUGGCCUCUGUCGCCGGCACCUCGACCCUCGUCGCGUCAGCUGUUUGCAACGCCUUCGCUUGGAGGUCCUUCGUCGGCCGACGCUUUCAUGCGACCUCCGAUGUCGCGCUCGGCUCCCGCAGGAGGCGGAAAUUGGGCCGCCGCGAUACCGAUCGUUGUCAGUCACGAAAAUCUAGAUUUAUUGUGCACUCCGACUUCCAGCGGUUAUUCACCGAUUGAGCGAGCUCUCGGAUGCGCCUUCAUGCGAAACACGAUUCACCGAGUGUUGACGAGGGGCGACGUGGGUUCUGAAGUCCGCCACAUUCAGGAGGCUGGUGUAGUGAUCUUCAGACUCGAUCAGCUGGUUUACAGAGUCUGUCUCGAUCCGCUUGACAUGCAAUCCUUGCAUGUCAAAAUCACGCAACACGAAUCAGCUACGCAGCAAUUUUCUGUCGAAGACAUUCAGAUGAUUGAACGGUACUUCGACUCGAGAGUCGCCUCGAUCCCCUUUAAGCCGAACGCUUUCAUCUCGUUCACGCGCUUGAUGAACACACCGCAGCGAAUAUUGCGAGAUUUCGUUCAGCUUAUGCGUUUGGAGCUCUGUCCUUGCCUCAACUCGAGAUGGAGCUUCCAGCUGUGCCUUACGAUACCUCCGGCGGCGAGCCCACCAUUAGCACCGCCGGGAAUGACAUCAGUUGUCAUAAAUCGGAACCGAGUAUUGUUCUUUUUCCAACUGGUCCCCCUCGGAACGAAAGACGCCGAGCCAGUGUCUGCCACAGAGGUUCGCCCUCUCUCGAUUGUGGUGCCGUUGGUGUAUGAUUUGCAAACGAACGCGGUAUCACUGGCGACAGAUCGGAAAACCGACGCCGCGGGUUCUCAGAAUUCUCGAGCGCUCAAUCUUAUAGCAUCCGUCUUGCGCCGAUCCGUGGAGUACCAAAACAGAGCUGAAUGUUCUAUAUAUCCUCUGAUAAGAGAGCUUGUUACUCAACUGACACUCGAUUAAAUCUCAACUUCACUAUUAAGAGUCUGUAAAUAAUUAUGUGCAAUAAAUGUGUUUUAAAUUCAAGCGUGAUUCAA